Suillus discolor is the source of this 1956-nucleotide messenger RNA. RefSeq lists its product as uncharacterized. The record is from RefSeq and is a predicted model, not a curated record. NCBI's taxonomy places the organism in Eukaryota, Fungi, Basidiomycota, Agaricomycetes, Boletales, Suillaceae. Bases 1 to 1956 code for a protein of 651 amino acids. The transcript has 8 exons.
AUGUCUGCUCCAGUUCAAUCCUCUUUGGCCGGUCUCCAGGCCUCCACUGCUCAACUUGUGGGCAUCAUCACCCGGGCUCGGCUCACUCCGGCUGGCACAGGGGAAGCCCAUCUUGCUCUGACAGCACAGGCAACCACCCUUGUGGGCGCGAUCGCCUGGCAGUUUGAGAAGGGGCCUUACAUGCCCGGAGUUGUGGCAUCUUGCUCCAGGGAGUUGAUGAGGGUGAGGUCCAUGACUCCCUGGGUGUGGCCUAACUGGCACAGCAUCGGCCAUGACGACCCCCGCAUAUCAAAACACUCCUGGCGCAGCAAGAUCCAGGCUUGGGACGCCUUGGAUGACCAUUCCUGUGAUCUCCCGGUCGUCCCUAACCCAUCCACCACCCCACUGACUGUUGACCUUCCUUCUCCUCUUCCCAUUCCGUCUGCUCCUGUCCAUCCCUCUCCUCCUGUCAUUCCCUCUGCUCCUGUCCCUCCAUUCCCGCCCGGCCUCGCCGGACCUUCAACUCUGGCACCCUCCGGGUUCCAGGACAAAGGCAAGGGUAAGGCGGUUGAUGUGAGCCUUGAGCCAGAAGUUGGAGGGAGCAGAAAGAGGAAGUCUCUGCUGAUUUCUGGCGAAUCAUCCCAACCUCCGAAGUCCGCCAUGAAGUCUCACAAGCAGCCCAAGUCUGCUCGCAUCAUCAAGUCGAAGCCGAUUGUGGAGUCGGAAGAUGAUGAAGACACAAUUAUUCAGCCACUUUCGCGUGGAGUUCCGGAGGUCGUCCUUCCCCGGAUCUCCACACUUGCUCAAGGGACCCCUCACUUGCCUCGUUCACCCCGUUCUCCAAAAAAGAAAUCCUUUGGCCCUGCUUCAUUGACUGCUGGCAGUCGUCUGGAGGUUCCAGAAUCUCCCAGCACUCGUCCGGAGGUUGCAGCCACCUCCGGCACUCGUCCGGAGGCCACGGAGGACCAUGACACUGAGUCCAACGCUUCGGAUGGUGAUCCCCCAGUCAUUGCCUCAUUCGACAUUACCAUUCCUGGCCCAAACAACCCCUGCCAUUAUUGUGUCAAGUUCGAUUGGCCCUGCGCCACUCGGUUUGACAGGAGGAGGCGUACUCCCUGUGUCUCCUGCAUCCACUGCGCCAGCAAGAAGGUGAAGUGUCAACCUGCAUCGAUGGGAUCCCCGCCCCCACGGACUCGCCCUGGAGGCAAAUCCACCACCCAUCAUACGCGUUCCAGCACACCUGCCCCCAAAGCUCCGGCCGCCUCGCAGUCAAGGGCCCGCACUCGCAGCCAAUCUCGUGGCCCCAUGCGUACUCCGGCUGUCCCUGCUGUGACUACACCACAGGUGAAAUCACGUGGUCGCAGCAAAACAAUCACUUCCACCAAGGCACCUGUGCCUGCACCUGCUCCUGCAACAGCUCCUGUUCCGUCCUCGAGUGUUGCAGUUCCUCGUUCAGCACUCGAUGUGCCCAUGCCGGAUCUCCAUUCCAUGGCAAUCGCCAUCCGGGAUGGUGCAGCUCGCAUUGCCAUGCUUGAGGCUCGUGUACGGGAGCAGGAUGGUAAGAUUGAUACCCUGCAACGCCUCCAUGAGAGCCUCCGGCGCCAGGUCGUCGACCAGCACCCUUCAUUUCCACUUCCGGACAUGCCUGCCAAUGCAUCAUUUUUACUCAAUCAAUCAGUUCCACCCCCCCCAUCCAUGUCCCCCCUCCCCUCUGCACUUCCUGCCCUCAUCAAUUUGGAUAUGGCUCAUAUGGCUGUCAUGGAACCCACCCCCUUGAAAGUCGAGGAUGGCUCUGACAUGAUUGGGCUCGUGUUUGAGCCCAGCCAAGUUCAGCCUGAGGGUCCACAAAUGUCUGGUGAAAUUGUGGUCCCGGAUGACCCGGGCAACCUUGUGCCAGAGUAUAAUUCUGUUUCUGAAGAGAUGGAUAUUGAGGUGCCUGUUGAGCCAGCUGGUGGGGAGGUUGACAUGGCUACCUAA